AUGGCAGAAAUGGACGAAGACACGCCAAUUACCCUCUUACAUACGAAGGUUGAUGAAGACGACGACCCGAGCGAUGAAACUCCAGACUUCCGGCUUCUUGCAGCGCUAAACACAAAAUCAGGUCAAUUGCCCAAACGCGGAGAGAAAGACUUUGAACAACACGGUACCAAGCAUCAAGAUGGCAUUCUCGAGGCAAGCAGACAGGCUAUGCACGAUGCGUUAGCCCAUACCAGAUUUCAUAUUGCAAAAAAUCAUACGAGAGCCUUUUACUACGGGGAUGGGGGCAGCUUGUUGAGAGACGAUGUCGUUCCACCAGAAUGGAGGAAAGGCUUAGAAGACGACCAUGUAGUUGUAUUGGAGACGGCCAAAGGAAUCCAUUGGAAAAGCAUGGGAAAAUCAACUACAGGUCAAAAGCGCUCAAGUAUAUGGCUGCUUCCGGAAGAAGCACUUUACUUGGUGGAGAGAGGCAAUCUCGACUUAUGGUGGCCCACACGAUCCUCAUUUAGAGGAGUGUACCAUGAUAAGGAGAGUGAGGAUACCGUUGGUGGGCAGACUGCCGAGAGCGAAGAACAAUUGGAUGAAGGGUUCCCCAUGAGCUUACAAGCCGCAUAUGCUCUCUUAAUUGGCAAGGAUGGGGAAAGAGGUAAGGUAACUCUGGAAAGAUACAAUGUAUACACCAAUCUCAAAAGAUCUGGCUAUGUGGUGCUUAGAGCUCCCGCAUGGUAUGCGACCAAAGCUGGAGAGAAGAAUGUCUUUGAAGACGUGCCAUCUAUCAAGCAGUCCCCAAGCAUGUUUUCUUGGCUCUUUGGCAGUUUCUUUUCAGAACCAGGUAUCCAGCCCCAACCACUUGGGCCAUUGGUAAAGCCGGGCAUGUACAGGUCAUAUAACGCCAUCUAUCGGCAAAUCGCCAUCAUCCCUAGACAUAAGCCAGCAGCUGUGCCACAAGAUCCAUCAUCUCCACCUGAAGAUCCUUAUCGGGUGGUUUUUCAUAUUUGGAAGCCCAGCAGCGCUCCCACCUUUACCAAAACACAUCCAGGACUACCGGAUGUUCGGGUUGCAGUCACCAAUUCGCGGUCAACGUUGAUUCCGACCUUGAGAGAACUUACUUCUUUGUUGGAGAGCACGCCUUGGGAUCCGCCGGGAGCUGAUAUGAUUGGACCAUCCAAGCUUUAUCAGCGUUUGAAACAUGGCUGGCGAAAUGUAGUUUUGGCUGUUAUCGAUCAAGGUGUCAUCAGCUAUUUGCGACUUGGCGAAACAGCGUUUGGAGAAGAAAAGCUCUGUGAAAGGUUUGACCAAGGGAUUGCUGGAGGCAAUAAGCGAGGCGGUGGCGCAGGACGGGGAGGUCGCGGGGGGCGCGGGAGAGGGAGGGGGAGAGGUAGAUAG
Hymenoscyphus albidus is the source of this 1383-nucleotide messenger RNA. The record is from the annotation of a GenBank genome assembly. Lineage: Eukaryota; Fungi; Ascomycota; Leotiomycetes; Helotiales; Helotiaceae.